GUUAGGACAAGGCCCAUCAGAAUGGGUGUGUGCGGCUGCUGUGGCGCCCUGCGCCCCAGGUACAAAAGGCUGGUUGACAACAUCUUCCCUGAGGAUCCCGAGGACGGCCUGGUGAAGACCAACAUGGAGAAGUUGACCUUCUACGCCCUCUCGGCUCCAGAAAAGCUAGACCGGAUCGGCGCCUACCUCUCCGAGAGGCUCAUCCGGGAUGUGGGUCGUCAUCGAUACGGGUACGUGUGCAUCGCCAUGGAGGCGCUGGACCAGCUGCUCAUGGCCUGCCACUGCCAGAGCAUCAACCUUUUCGUGGAGAGUUUCCUCAAGAUGGUGGCCAAGCUGCUGGAGUCAGAGAAGCCCAACCUGCAGAUCCUGGGCACCAACUCGUUUGUGAAGUUUGCCAACAUCGAGGAGGACACCCCGUCCUACCAUCGGAGCUACGACUUCUUUGUGUCUCGCUUCAGUGAAAUGUGCCACUCCAGCCACGAUGACCUGGAAAUCAAGACCAAGAUCCGAAUGUCGGGCAUCAAAGGGCUGCAAGGGGUGGUGAGGAAGACGGUGAAUGAUGAGCUGCAGGCCAAUAUCUGGGACCCACAGCACAUGGACAAGAUUGUCCCAUCGCUGCUCUUCAACUUGCAGCACGUCGAAGAGGCCGAGAGCCGGUCCCCCUCGCCGCUCCAAGCGCCGGAGAAGGAGAAGGAGAACCCGGCGGAGCUGGCCGAGAGGUGCCUUCGGGAACUGCUGGGCCGGGCUGCCUUUGGCAACAUCAAAAACGCUAUCAAGCCUGUUCUCAUCCACCUGGAUAACCAUUCUCUGUGGGAACCCAAGGUGUUCGCCAUCCGUUGCUUUAAAAUCAUCAUGUAUUCAAUUCAGCCGCAGCACUCCCACCUGGUUAUCCAGCAGCUCCUGGGCCACCUGGACGCCAACAGCCGCAGUGCGGCCACCGUGCGCGCGGGCAUCGUGGAGGUGCUGUCGGAGGCCGCUGUCAUCGCCGCCACCGGUUCUGUGGGGCCCACGGUGCUGGAGAUGUUCAACACGCUGCUGCGGCAGCUGCGGCUCAGCAUCGACUACGCCCUGACCGGGAGCUACGACGGGAGCUAUGACGGGAGCUAUGACGGGGCGGGCGUCAGCCUGGGCACCAAGAUCAUCAAGGAGCACGAAGAGCGCAUGUUCCAGGAGGCCGUCAUCAAGACCAUAGGCUCCUUUGCCAGCACGUUGCCCACGUAUCAGCGCUCGGAGGUGAUCCUCUUCAUCAUGAGCAAGGUCCCUCUGCCCUCUCUGCAUCACCCCGUGGAGACGGGGAGGACCGGGGAGAACAGGAACCGGCUGACCCAGAUUAUGCUGCUGAAAUCCCUCCUUCAGUGCUCCCGACAGGACACCGUCUUCAUGAAGAAGCACUCCCAGCAGCUCUACAGACACAUCUACCUGUGCUGUAAGGAGGAAACGAACACACAGAAGCACUACGAGGCACUCUACGGCUUGCUGGCGCUCAUCAGCAUCGAGCUGGCCAACGAGGAGGUGGUGGUAGACCUCAUCCGCCUGGUGCUGGCUAUUCAGGACUUGGCCCAGGUCAAUGAAGAGAACUUGCCUAUAUACAACCGCUGUGCCCUCUACGCGCUGGGCGCGGCCUACCUGAACCUCAUCAGCCAGCUCACGACAGUGCCAGCCUUCUGCCAGCACAUCCAUGAGGUGAUAGAGACCAGGAAGAAAGAGGCCCCGUACAUGCUCCCUGAGACGUGUUGUGGAGAGCCAGGUGAGGGCGCACCUGGUACAUGGCUGUCUCAGGAUCUUGAUGGCGUGGUGAUUGAGUUCCUCUUCCGCCAGAGCAAGAUCAGUGAAGUCCUGGGGGGCAGUGGCUACAACUCAGACAGGCUCUCCCUGCCCUACAUCCCUCAGCUGACAGAUGAGGAUCGCUUGUCCAAGAGGAAGAGCAUUGGAGAAACCAUUUCCCUGCAGGUGGAGGUGGAAUCUAGGAACAGCCCUGAGAGGGAGGAGCGAGUACCAGCAGAGGAGAUCACCUAUGAGACGCUAAAGAAGGCCAUUGUGGACAGUGUGGCGGUGGAGGAGCAGGAGCGCGAACGGCGGCGGCAGGUGGUGGAGAAGUUCCAGAAGGCGCCCUUCGAGGAGAUCGCGGCUCACUGCGGGGCCCGGGCGUCACUGCUGCAGAGCAAACUCAAUCAGAUCUUUGAAAUCACCAUCCGGCCCCCGCCCAGCCCAUCGGGAACCAUCACCGCAGCCUACGGCCAGCCUCAGAACCACUCCAUCCCCGUCUACGAGAUGAAGUUUCCAGACCUGUGUGUAUACUGAAUUCCAAGAGGUGGAGCUGCUGGGAGGGGUGGGCCUGAGGGAGGGGCUCACCCUCACACCCCACCCCUACUACGUGCAAGUCUAACAGGGAUCUCAGAAAAGGUCACCUACCCCCCUAAACAAGGUAGAGCCCCAGACCCUCCCACUUCCCCUGUGUCUCCCCUGAGGGGUUGGCUACCUGCCCCUCUAGGACCAAUAAGCCUAUCAACUGUUCCCUUUAGUCUCCUUUGUGUCAGCGAGGGGCCAAGAAUGGGGGGGUCUGAGGUCCUGCAGCUCCUGCAGCUCCUGCGUGGUGUGGUGGUGCAGCAAGUGAAAGGCUUUUAUGGUGGGGGUGGGAGGGGGCACAGCUGCCAUCCCCUGAGGCAGGGACUGGAUGGAGACACCUGUUGGUCCAAGGACGCUGUAGACAGCAAUCUAGAGAAAGCCAGGGGAGAGCUGGAAGCUGGGGGGCCGUUCUCCUCAGAGCACCCCCGCUCCGUCCCGAGGCCCCCAGGUCUCCUGCAUCUCUUCCACUCCCCCUCUCGCCCUGCCAGCUGCUCUUAGUGAUUCUUUCUAUUAUUAAUGGAUGUUGAGCCUUUAUAACAGGAGCUGGGGAGAGACACAUGGGAGGGGGGCAGCAAAGGAUGACAUGAAGGGCAGGUGGCUGCUGGUGGAGGGGCCUGCCUCUCUCUCCCCACCCAGGCGGAGCAGGCAGAAGUGGGCACGUCCCUAUUCUCACCUCCUUGGUUCUCUCCCUUCUGGAUGUUUCUCCAAGUUGAGCUCUCUCUCUUUAACACCUUUCUUCCUGUGGAGCCCCAUGUGUUUCUACAGCCUCUGGGUUGAGGGAGGGCAGGACCAGAUAAUCUGGUUCUAGGUGACUUGAGAGAGGAGCAACUGCAGGGCCAGGCCUGCCCACAGCACCUCCUGGGGAAGAGGUUCCUG
Myotis lucifugus (little brown bat) is the source of this 3222-nucleotide messenger RNA. RefSeq names its product EFR3 homolog B (gene EFR3B). Lineage: Eukaryota; Metazoa; Chordata; Mammalia; Chiroptera; Vespertilionidae. Gene Ontology annotation, cellular component: plasma membrane. Gene Ontology annotation, biological process: protein localization to plasma membrane. The coding region runs from base 22 to 2301 and encodes 759 amino acids. The transcript has 22 exons. The record is from RefSeq and is a predicted model, not a curated record.